AUCGACAGGGAGUAGUGAACUAGGGUACUCGGAAGCUGGGCUAGUAUUGAGGAAGAAAAGCUCAAUCCUACACUCUGUCAACUGGCAGCGUAUAUUGGAGGAGGUCAGUUGGCAAUGACAGUAGUAGCUUUCAUUUGAACUUAUUAGUGUUCUAGUUUGAGAGUUUUUCAUUACUUCCUGGUUUGUUAAAUGAUUACUGUUAGCUUUGAUUCAAUGCGAUAUGGUGGUUCUAUUUGACAUGGGUUGAGUGGAUUUUUCAAGAUCAUCUGUGGCUCAAAGUUUAGGUAGUGCCUAUCUUUGUAGUCUGUCUGUUUAGUUAAUAGUAUCUACUGUUUUUUUUUUUAAUGUCUGUUCUGUUUCCCCCUAAACCUUAUUUGAUUUUUCCUUUUGUUCUUAGUUUAAGGUGACUUUGUUCAUCUCAAUUUUAUCGUUCUGAGGUAAUGUCAACUAAUUAUUUGUGUCUAGCUUCUGGCCCCAUUCACUUUCUAAUAGAGGUCCAUUUCUCCCUGUCUUUUCCUUUAAUAAUAAGAACAGGGACAUUUUAUAAAAGACAGACGUUGCAAUACUGCAAUGGCCAUUUUUGCUUUAGACUCUUUGUUCAACUGGGCUCUGACUGGUACCCCCUUUAGAACCGUGUUGGAGAGCUUUACUCUUUGGUGAGUUGAUACUUUUUUCAAAUUUAACAUUGAUAAUCCUUUCAAGCUAUAUACAACUUAAUGUUACUGCAUUUCUUGAUCUCAGGUGCGGUUCCUCCAUAUUGUACCAUAUUCAUAUUACUUCUGUAAGGACUGUGAUUGCAGAACUCUUGAUGAUGGGUAUGGCUUGUGACUUGAUGAUGUUUGACAAUUCCGUACUUAGUUCUUUGAUUUUCUGAGUUAACUAUACCCUGGCACUGCAAUAAUUUUGUUAUUCUCCUUUCACUUAUGAUGUAGAUAUACUGCCUUGAAUUGAAUCGUAUACCAUGUCACAUUAUUUUCCAUCACUGGAAAUGGUGCUGGUUUUGUAAACCGAUAAGACAUCCACACUUAACUUUCAUCUUCUUUGCAGGUCAUCAAGUCAAUGCUCUAGUUGUGCUCACAGUUCUGUGAGGCAUUUCUGUUGGUGGAAUAGGGUGAGUUUUACAUAUUUAUUUGCUCAGUAUUGUCAUAUUUUCUAUCCCCCUACCCUAACUUGUGCUUGUUUUUUUCUUUUCUUCGUUAGAACAUUUCUAACCCAAUACAAUCCUAUGGAAUCUUGAUAAUGGGAGGAGAGCUAUGGUAUUGCUGAAACAUAACGUUCUGAAGAACAUAGUGCUAAGGCGAACCAAAAAAGGCCGAGCUGCUGAUCUGGCACUUCUGCCAAGAAUCGUAAGUUUCUCUUUGAUGGGGUUAACUUCACCUCUUCUCUUGCCAAGAUUUAAAAAUUAUAAAAUAUAUAUCAUUUGUUGUCACUGCUUUCUAUGUUAAAUUGAGGCGAGAUACCCAGGAUGUUAAGGAAGAAGACUAUUAUGAAUCGUUAUACAAUGAGAGUCGGGCACAGUUUAAUCCAUAUGUUUGAUUCUGUUUUUGUUUUCCUGCUUUCUUGGAAUGCAAUUUCCUUUUCUUUUUAUGGUUCCAUCCUACUGGAUAUAAUUGUUGUGGCGAAUACAAAUAGUAAUAGUUCUUGGUUAACUUCUGUCACAGAUAUAUCCAGGCUGGAAUUGUGAUGAAUAACUACGCGCAUAUAUUCGACCUCCUCACUCUCUUUCGCCAGGUAAUUUGCUGUCCUAGGUUAUUAUUAGUUCACUCGAUUAUCUUAUGUUACCAAAAUGAUUAAAUUUUGUUGCCGUAUCUUGGUUACUAAUUCUUGGAAUCCCUGUGCAAACUACAGGCAGUUUGAUCAUCCAUAUCUUGUGGUAUACUCCACAACGGCAACACAGAAAUGCAAACGCACGGGAUACUAAUGAUACUGAACAAGUUUGUGAAAUUUGUCACGAUUUGGCAGAAGAUCCCAUGGUCAGCUCCUGCGAACACAUCUUCUGCAAGGCAUGCUUGCUCGAUUUCUCGGCGUCCUUGGGGCAAGUCUCCUGUCCUAACUGCUCUAAACCACUUACUGCGGACUUCAGCACAAAGGCUGAUGGUGGUGAAUCUCAGCUCCGAAAAAUUACCUCCGUCAAGGGUUUCAGAUCAAGUAGUAUUCUCAACAGAAUACAUUUGAACGAUUUCCAGACCAGCACAAAGAUAGAGGCUUUGGGGGAAGAAAUUAGAGAUAUGGUUGAUAGGGACGGUUCAGCGAAAGGAAUUGUUUUCAGCCAGUUCACUUCAUAUUUGGAUCUCAUUCACUACUCCCUCAUCAAGUCGGGGGUGAUUUACUGAGGAUCCAGACUGCAAGAUUUUCCUCAUGAGUCUGAAAGGUGGAGGCGUUGCCCUCAAUCUAACAGUAGCAUCCAAUGUAAGUGGCUUCUAUUCUAGCCCGAGCCACCUCCUAAACAGCUUUGGACACAUUUGUUUGCAGCUCUCUAUUGUCUUCAAUGUUUGUGUUAGUUCAUGGCUGAUUGUUGUUGAUUGGAAACGUGUAGGUUUUCUUGAGGGACCCUUGGCGGAAUCCAUCCGUGGAGCUGCAGGCACAGGAUAGAAUCCACCGCAUUUGGACAGUACUACCCUAUCAGGAUUGUGAGAUUUAUAAUUGAUAAUACAGUUGAGGAGAGGAUUCUGAAGGUGCAAGAGAAGAAGGAAUUGGUCUUCGAGGGGUGAGAAUUUUCCAAUUUCUUCCGCUCUAUUCAUUACUUGGCUUGCACUCCACGCUUCCUCCCAUUAUGAUUACCUCCCCUUGCAAAUGCUUUGCUUGACGGCGUCUUUUAUUCGCAGGACCGUGGGUGGUUCGUCGGAAGCCCUUGGGAAGUUGACAGACGCAGAUUUAAUGUUUCUGUUCCUAAACUAACUCUGCGCAUUGAAAGACUAACAGGGAAUCAACUAAGAUGUAGGGGGUGUCCCGGGACACCCCUAAAAUUUGGGGAAACGAUUAUUCAACCUCCGGUAGUAGUUUCAUAUGGGUAUACAAAAUAUAGUUGGUAAUCCGGG
Molecule: messenger RNA, 3038 nt
Organism: Linum trigynum
Lineage: Eukaryota; Viridiplantae; Streptophyta; Magnoliopsida; Malpighiales; Linaceae
Source: the annotation of a GenBank genome assembly